AAUUAUAUAUCAUCCUCAUAUUAUUUGUACAAUUACCAAUUAUUUACGUUAACAUACCAUAACUGUCAAAUUAAAAUAACUUCAACAUCAGUUACAAAACAUUGCCGAAAUAAAGUUUUAUCAUCAUUCUGCUUGAUUAUCGUUUUUAUGUAGUCAACAAAGUAUCAAUUUUGCUGAAAGAAGAAUAUCACCGACGGAAUCAGAAAAUUACUUCCUGUAGGAUUUGUAAAAACAAGACGAGUAAAUGUUUACUCGCGUUGAAGCGCAACGGUCUGCAUAAAUACAUUACAAAACUGUGAGAAAAAUUUGCGAAACCAUCUGGUUCUCUUUACCUUUUAUUCUUUACUCUUUACUCAAUAAAAGACGUAAAUGCAAUAAUUGAUCUUGCGAAUUCACGAAUACAAUCUGCCCAGUAAUCACGUAAAGAUAUGUGAUCAGUCUGUAAAAGUCUUAUUACAAACGUAAAACGUAAACGGUCUUUAUGAUUCAUUCCUUUCAUUACUGAUGACGUGACGAUAAGUCAUCGCUCGCAAAAAGUCCGAAAAUUAGCAUCCCGAGAAUGGAUCGUAAAUACACUGGGAAAAUCCAAUUUACUUACAUUCACGCGCGCACAAGCUGAACGCACGAAAUUGCUCGGAUCUGCUGGUCAGCAAUCAGCGCUAUAAAAGGAAGCUCAGCCAGCUCUUCUAAACAGUAGAUCGUCGACCUUCGAUAGAUCAUCUCGAGACUCUGUGAUCGUAUAUAAGUAAUCAAUAGCCAGUUAGCAGUGCCGAGCGUUGUCGAAAUGUUGUUCUACUUGUUGUUAAUUGUCGCAUCGCCGUUUCUCAGCGCCGCGUUCCCACAAAUGUCUCAGGUAGAUGGAUUCGUGUUCGACGGACCAACAGGUUCCAGCGUUCCAAACGGGGCACAGAGAACAACUUCAACGUCUACAACAAGACCUACAGGAUCUGCAAGAACAAGCACGACUACUACGAGCACUUUGCCUCAGGCUCAAUUCGAUGCAUGCGUCACAUCUUGUCCGGUGACGCCAGAGUACAAUCCUGUUUGUGGUACGGACAAUAUGGAUUAUACCAAUCCGGGAGGACUGGGUUGUGCACAAAGAUGCGGAAAAGAGGUGGUAUUAUCUCAUUACGGGCGCUGCUCAACGGGCAGAUCUGGAUGAUUCAUAAUCCAACGUGAUCAAAUUCAAGCUUAAGGUAACGUCGUAUUAAUCAAGAUAAAAGACUGAUUGCUUGGCAGACACAUUGUAGGAAACAUAAACCUAUUUGCAUGUCAUAGUAUAUGCGCACAAAUAUACUCAUUUUUUAACUU
Ooceraea biroi (clonal raider ant) is the source of this 1311-nucleotide messenger RNA. RefSeq lists its product as uncharacterized. Lineage: Eukaryota; Metazoa; Arthropoda; Insecta; Hymenoptera; Formicidae. Gene Ontology annotation, molecular function: serine-type endopeptidase inhibitor activity; protein binding. The record is from RefSeq and is a predicted model, not a curated record.